Molecule: messenger RNA, 450 nt
Organism: Hirsutella rhossiliensis
Lineage: Eukaryota; Fungi; Ascomycota; Sordariomycetes; Hypocreales; Ophiocordycipitaceae
Exons: 1
Coding region: 1-450 (149 amino acids)
Source: RefSeq, a predicted model, not a curated record
AUGAAGCAAAAGGUACUCGAUAACCAACGCAAGCUUGCCGAAUCAGUCCCGCACGUUACCGAGUACUUCAAGAAGCUCCACGAGACGAUUGCCUCGUACGGGAUUAACCCGGCUGAUAUCUGGAAUAUGGACGAGACGGGCUUCCGUAUUGGUAUUGGCAGGGACCAAGUUGUCGUCACGAAAUCAAGGCGAUCGCAAUACUUUGGUAUUGAGGAAAACAGGGAGUCGGCAACAGCCGUUGAAGCGAUUUCUGCCGAUGGUCGAUACAUCCCUGCGUUUUUGAUCCUAUCCGGCAAGGUCCACCUCGAACAGUGGUACGGCAUCAAGGAGCUAGAUGGCGAUACCCUUAUUGGUGUUACGGAAACGGGAUUUACGAACGAUCAGCUCAAUCUAGCGUGGAUUCAACAUCAAAUCGGAGAAAUACGCACCUUGCAAGGCGUUCAAGGGUGA